Molecule: messenger RNA, 690 nt
Organism: Prunus dulcis (almond)
Lineage: Eukaryota; Viridiplantae; Streptophyta; Magnoliopsida; Rosales; Rosaceae
Exons: 3
Coding region: 86-511 (141 amino acids)
Molecular function (GO): alpha-1,3-mannosyltransferase activity; GDP-Man:Man(1)GlcNAc(2)-PP-Dol alpha-1,3-mannosyltransferase activity
Source: RefSeq, a predicted model, not a curated record
AAUUUUCUUUUCUCUCCUUUUCCAUUUUUCUCAGUGUCACGAACAUGAACCGUCAUUUAAAAUCAGUGCGUCGUUUGAUUUUUUAAUGUCAUUUGGUUUCCCAGGUAUCUUUCCUGUUACUGUAUAUUCUAUCGUCUUCAUGCUUUGUAUGCAUUUCUGUGGUGCUUUUUUGUUGCUCUCUGCGAGCUGGUCCUGUGGCCAUCAUUUUGAUGUAAUACUAGCAGAUCAGGUUUCUGUUGUCAUCCCACUGCUAAAGCUUAAGAAGACGACAAAGGAAUGGCAGAUAAGAUUCUUGUUAACAGCAAAUUCACAGCAUCUAUGUUUGCCAAGACAUUUAAGAAUCUUAACGCCUGAGGAAAUUCAGCCAGCUGUUCUUUACCCAGCUGUUAAUGUGAAUCAGUUUGAUGAACCCACCAAUUCGUUUAAGAUAAAUUCUCUGUCGAUAAACCGUUUUGAGAGGAAAAAGAAUAUAGACAGCAAUUUCAGCUUUUGCUAUGCUUCGUACCCUUGAAAGAGAUGUGCUUCAAGUUCCUAAUCUGACUGAAACUUCCCUGACAAUUGCAGGCAAGUUCCUAUCACUGAGUAAUCUAUUAAUCUUACUGACGGACAUGUUAUACUAAGUUAUCAACUUUGUCGAAAGACUAUAUGAUAUUAAUAGCGUAUCAAUAACCAAGCAGAAGCAUGCAGUAA